This is a messenger RNA of Sphaeramia orbicularis (orbiculate cardinalfish), 2927 nucleotides long. Its product is annotated as alpha-2,8-sialyltransferase 8F-like. Gene Ontology annotation, biological process: oligosaccharide metabolic process; N-glycan processing. The record is from RefSeq and is a predicted model, not a curated record. Bases 86 to 1900 code for a protein of 604 amino acids. NCBI's taxonomy places the organism in Eukaryota, Metazoa, Chordata, Actinopteri, Kurtiformes, Apogonidae. The transcript has 14 exons. Gene Ontology annotation, molecular function: alpha-N-acetylneuraminate alpha-2,8-sialyltransferase activity.
AGGAACAGUAUAAACACAGUAAUAAGGUGACAGAAAGCAGUAACGGGAUAAGACGGUGAGUGAGUUAGUGUGGGAGGGGGGAGGUAUGAGGGGACAGCACUUCUUUUUCAUUCUCACUGUCCUGUUUCUGGGGACCCUGCUGACCACUUCCAUCUGGUACACGUCCAACGACAGUCAUCUGGAGCCUCACAGACUACCUGCUCUGAAGAAAACUGAGAAAAGAGCCCCCUCUGUGUCCUCUGACAACUGUAAUGACUGCAGUCAUGUGGAGCCUGACAAACUGCCUCCUCAGAAGAAAACUGAGAAAAAAGCCCCCUCUGUGUCCUCUGACAACUGUAAUGGCUGCAGUAAAGUCAUAAAUAAAGUUUUAGAGCACUAUUCUCAAACCUGGACCAAGCAGGAGGAAAAUUACCUAAAAUACAGAUCUCAGUUGCACACCAGGUGCCGUGGCUCCGACAAGGCCAUUCUCACCCAGGCCAACACCCCGGUGGGAUCGAAGAUUGUGUACGAUGGUGAAAGAAAGACGAUCCGCGAAGUGACCCCGGAGCUUUUCAGAACAUUUGUGAAGGAGUCUCCAUUUUCAAAUAAAACAUGGAACACAUGUGCUGUGGUUGGAAACGGAGGGAUCCUGACCAAUAGCAACUGUGGAAACACAAUAGAUUCAACCCAGUUUGUCAUCAGGUGCAACUUACCUCCUUUGGAGAAUGAAUUUAAGGCACAUGUGGGCAGCAAGACCAACAUUGUGACUGCAAACCCAACCAUUUUUAUUAACAAUCAUGUGGAGCCUCACAGACUACCUGCUCCGAAGAAAACUGAGAAAAGAGCCCCCUCUGUGUCCUCUGACAGCUGUAAUGACUGCAGUCAUGUGGAGCCUGACAAACUGCCUCAGAAGAAAACUGAGGAAAAAGCCCCCUCUGUGUCCUCUGACAACUGUAAAGGCUGCAGUAAAGUCAUAAAUAAAGUUUUAGAGCACUAUUCUGAAACCUGGACCAAGCAGGAGGAAAAUUACCUGAAGUACAGAUCUCAGUUGCACACCAGGUGCCGUGGCUCCGACAGGGCCAUUCUCACCCAGGCCAACACCCUGGUGGGAUCGAAGAUUGUGUACGAUGGUGAAAAAAAGAAGGUCUACGAAGUAACCCCGGAGCUUUUCAGAACAUUUGUGAAGGUGUCUCCAUUUUCAAAUAAAACAUGGAACACAUGUGCUGUGGUUGGAAACGGAGGAAUCCUGACCAACAGCAACUGUGGAAACACAAUAGAUUCAACCCAGUUUGUCAUCAGGUGCAACCUACCUCCUUUGGAGAAUGAAUUUAAGGCACAUGUGGGCAGCAAGACCGACAUUGUGACUGCAAACCCAAGCAGUUAUAUGAAGAAAUAUGGGGCUCUAUCAGGACAGCGCCGUCCAUUUGUGGACAAUCUCCAAAUAUAUGGAAACUCCAUGAUGCUCCUUCCUGCGUUUUGCGUUGUGAAAUCCACUCCUUUGUCCCUGCAGGCACUUUACACUGUGGAGGACUUUGAGAUUCCCAUUCAGCCUGUCUUACUGAACCCAGAGUACGUCCAGAGUCUGACUGAUUUGUGGCGCAGCCAGGGUCUAAAAGAAAUCCGGCUCAGCACUGGUUUUAUCAUGGUUAGCCUGGCACUGGAAAUUUGUACCAAUGUGCACCUGUAUGGCUUCUGGCCCUUCAGUAACCACCCACACGGAUUUCAACCCCUCACUCACCACUACUACGAUGAUGAAAAGGCAACUUACUUUCAUGCCAUGCCUUCUGAAUUCAAACUCCUGCUGCAGCUGCACAGUCAGGGGGUGCUCAGGCUUCACCUGGGACAAUGUGGGGAACAGUCGCUCCAUGUAGUCCCAUGGAAAACUCAGAAGUACAGUGCCUUUCUUGUAUCCUCAGGAUGAAGCCUGUGAAGCCCUCCCUUUAUUUUUAAGUGAAUUGAGGAACCUAUUUUGGCUAAAGUCAUGGAUCAAGUGUAUCUGACUGAGUUGGAUGCUGACUUGUUGUUGUUGCUGUUUUGUUUUUGUUAUUUGUUUCUGUUGACUGGGUGGCUGGUGUUGAUGGUGGGGUGGCCAAGGUGUUCAGUUUAAAAUAAAUCUGUCUUUAUUUUUUAGUCCAGCAUGAUACACCAGUACAUGAUACACCAGUAUGUUUGGAAUCCGAUGUUUGAAUCACAAACAGGUUGAGGCUGUCCUUGAUUUUUGUCAGAGGAUAAUUUUGUCAAUUUCUAUAUCUUGGAGGUGUUACUGAAAUUCAAUGUUGUGGUGUGACAAAAUGAACUUAAAAAGUGAAAACAAACAUGAGGUUUAAAUGUUAAUCCCUUUUUAUUUUAAGCUAGUUUUAAUGUUCAUUACAACAUAUUUUAGGGUUAAACCAUGAUUUAAUUGUACUUAAAAAGACUGGUUUAACUCUGUACUUUUAUACUUUGUGCAACUUGUCCCAGAUAUGUAAGUGUCUGCCAAGUUUGUGUCCCAAAUGUGAGCAGUUGACAGUUACAUACGCUGUGUUGCGACAUGCUAUUCACCUGUCACUGUGCUAAUCAGACAAGAAAAUCGUACUGUGACAAAGUGGCAUUAUACUCAUACUGGUACUAUGUUGUGUCUUUUAAAGAUGAUGUAAAAGCGAAAUGAAUAUCAGUAAAUUGCCUAAUGUAAGGUGAUGUGAUGUAAUGAUUAUGAAUCCAGCACUUUUGGUGAAAAUCUUUGGGAUUAUCUUUUCUUAGUGUGGGUCUUACAAAUCUGAAAGUAUGGCGUUGGAACUCCUACUUUCUGAGUCUUAAGGUGUAUUUUCUCAUGUACAAGCUGUACAUGAAACUAUUGAAACUUAACAACCUCUGAUGAGCCUGAUUUAGAAUCAUGUGAAUGUUUAAAAGUGUGUAUUUGUGAAUAGCAGUGGAAAUAAGGAAAUGUCAAAGAGAAUAAAUAUUUACCA